Molecule: messenger RNA, 2379 nt
Organism: Neogale vison (American mink)
Lineage: Eukaryota; Metazoa; Chordata; Mammalia; Carnivora; Mustelidae
Gene: CXCL9
Product: C-X-C motif chemokine ligand 9
Exons: 4
Coding region: 49-429 (126 amino acids)
Biological process (GO): cellular response to lipopolysaccharide; chemokine-mediated signaling pathway; inflammatory response
Cellular component (GO): extracellular region
Molecular function (GO): CXCR chemokine receptor binding; chemokine activity
Source: RefSeq, a predicted model, not a curated record
CGUGAAAUCCAAUACAGGAGUAAUUCAGUAGAACUCCAUACUACCACUAUGAAGAAAGGUAGUAUUCCUCUUUUGUUGAGUGUCAUCUUCCUGACGCUGAUUGGAGGUCAAGGAACCCCAACAAUGAGGAAUAGACGCUGUUCCUGCAUCACCACCACGCAAGGAACAAUCCAGUCAAAAUUCUUAAAGGACCUUAAACAAUUUGCCCCAAGCUCUUAUUGUGAGAAAACUGAAAUCAUUGCAACAAUGAAGAAUGGAUAUCAAACGUGUCUAAACCCAGAUUUGGCAGUUGUGCAAGAAUUGAUUAAAGAGUGGGAAAAACAGGUCAACCAAAAGAAAAAGCAAAAAAAAGGGAAAAGAUAUCAAAAAAGCAAGAAAGCUUUGAAAGUUAAAAAAUCUCAACAUCUUCGUCAAAAGAAGACCACAUAAACAACCACUUUACCAGCAAGUGUUUUGUGUGAAAAAUGUUCUUUUUUGUUAUACUGAAAUAAUUCUAAAAGGGGAUGGCAACUUAAUACAUAAGCUUUUUUUUUUCUAGAGAAGUUUAAGCAUUGUUGUGAAAUUGUAAUUAAAGCUAGAAAGUUGCUUUUAAAAUCCAAAUGUAGAGCGUUGUUACAGGCUAUAGUUGGACUUUGUUCUUCUACCACCAACUUCAUCAUGCUGAAGAUCACAGUCUUAACACCCACAUCUGGACAAUUGCACGCACAAUCACAUCCUGUACACGGUCCCAUCCCACACACAACAGCUGCCUGGAAGAGCAGCCCUGUAUUUCCCAGGCCACAGAUUCCAGCCUCUAGAGGAUAUUCUGAAGCACAUGCCGGUAAGCUCCAGCCUGUCCACAUGUUAGGAAGCCAAGGAAUUUGGAACCGAGCUGGACCUCACCAAGCUGCCAGGCCAUUUAGCAUCUGUACUUGAACCCACCUAUAGGUCUCACCGUGUUUCUGAGAGACCCAUGGUGGUUGUUUCUGGGGACCACCACUGAAGAACACUAGCACUUGGCUUUCAGAAGCUUAUGUCCAGCUUCUGAGGACAUGGGACUCCAUCCUAGCUGCCCGAGCUCACACUGUAUGUCUUACUGUUUAUCAUUGCUUCCAUCAAGCCUGUUCUCACUGUCUCAGCGACACGGGUCUACUCCUCAUCACUCUUUCCCCAACACUCCACAAGAACGCCGCCUUCUCCCUACUGAUCCUACUUGGACCAGUCUUUGGCUCGGUUUAAUCCUGCCUCUUAAGCAAAACCUUCUGGACAUUCAAAUUCUCUUAAAACUCUUCUUUCACUUGUGCUCAGUACCAUACAGUCGAGCACUUGACGGUUCUCUAAUUAAUUUUUGCAUGUUGAUUCUAUUUCUCCAACCAGAUUGCCAGCUCCUUGAGGGCAACCAACCACUGUUUACUUCCUUGAAUCUGUCACCAUGCCUAGUAGACUGUGAACUAGGUUUUGACUAACUUGUCAGUUGCAGUUUUGACAGGUAGGAGGGCAACCAGACCAUCUCAGAGCAGGAACUAGCCAUAUUGGCUACUCCGCGUUGUCUAACCCUUGGUAACCUCUUUUAUUCCUUAUUUUCAGACCAUUGUCACUGCAGGAAUGGGGGUGAUGCAACAGUCUUGCCUUAGGACAGGAUGUGAACUUGGCCUCUCCAGCAAAUAGGAAGAAAAUGUUUAAUCACGGGAUAUUCUGAACUGUUUUUAUGAAAUAGUACAGGAUACUUAGAAUCAUAGAAUUUAUAGUAGGAAGGAGCUUUGUGCAACCUUUCCCCACCCAGUACAAAAAUUCCUCCAGUACCAUUCCUGACAUGCCUGUUUUCUAUGUCUGACAAGAAAGCCACCAAGUGCCUUUUGAAAACUCAUUUUACGUAGCUAUAAAUGUCAUUGUCCGUUUGAGAGUUUGUAGAGUAUUUCAAAGUUUGUAGAGUUUUGUGAUUAUCAAUUACCAUACCAGGUCUCAGAGGAAGGGUGAGUAUUAAGACACAAAGAGCUGGAGGGAGCAGGAAAUGCUGUUCGCGGAGGCAUGGCUGGUGCCCAUUUAGCUUCAACAGGGCUUAGAAACCCUCUUCAAGAGCAGGUUCAGUGAAUUGUGUAGGAGAGAACAUCUCUGGCCAGAAUUUAAACUUACCCCUACUCUGCCAGACUUUGUCACCUCUAACAUCGCAGGAGAUUUCUAGUGCUGCCUAGAGGUGAUCCCAUCCAAACAGCAUCAUAUCUAAUCGUGAAACUCUUCAGCUUCUUCAAUAUGUAACCCCUGAAAACUCUGAACAUUCCAUAGUUUGAGAGUUUGGACCCAGUUACAAACUGUCUCACAGGUAAAGUGGGUAGUGCAGGGUGCAUGGGUGGCUUGGUGGGGUAAGUGACUGCCUUCCGCUCAGGUCAUGAUCCUGGAGUC